Sinocyclocheilus rhinocerous is the source of this 607-nucleotide messenger RNA. Its product is annotated as calsequestrin-2-like. The transcript is spliced from 3 exons. Gene Ontology annotation, molecular function: calcium ion binding. NCBI's taxonomy places the organism in Eukaryota, Metazoa, Chordata, Actinopteri, Cypriniformes, Cyprinidae. The annotation marks the transcript as partial. Gene Ontology annotation, cellular component: Z disc; sarcoplasmic reticulum lumen. The record is from RefSeq and is a predicted model, not a curated record. Gene Ontology annotation, biological process: regulation of cardiac muscle contraction by regulation of the release of sequestered calcium ion.
UUGAAGGAGGUGGCCAGAGACAACACACACAAUCCAGACCUGAGUAUUGUGUGGAUUGACCCAGACAACUUCCCACUGCUCAUUCCUUACUGGGAGAAGACCUUCAAGGUUGACCUCUUCAGACCACAGAUUGGUGUAGUUAAUGUUACAGAUGCGGACAGUGUCUGGUUGGAGAUACCUGAUGAUGAUGAGCUGCCGUCACCUGAAGAGCUGGAAAACUGGAUAGAAGAUGUGCUCUCUGGAACAGUGAAUACAGAGGAUGAUGAUGACGAUGAUGACGAAGAUGAUGAUGACGAUGAUGAUGAUGAUGAAUGAUUCAUAUACUGUGAACCUCAAACAAAUCUGCUAAAAAUAACUUUCUUUUACAGCAAAAUCAUUUUGUACAUUUUGUACACUGCAGAGUUCUCUUAAUGUUAAACUGAAAUUAAACAAGUCAAAGAAGUCUCUUAUUUAUCUAGGUGAAAAUAAUUUAUUUUAUUCACUUCUAAACUGGAAAUUGAUAAAGAGAUUCAAAUGAAAUACUGCAGUGCAAUUUUGUCACUGCAUCCGUUAUUACUCUCUUGUACUUUUUCUACUGUAAUCAAUCACACAAGACAAUAAAACUUUA